Messenger RNA from Scylla paramamosain (green mud crab), 1316 nucleotides. Its product is annotated as histone-lysine N-methyltransferase SETMAR-like. The transcript has a single exon. Gene Ontology annotation, cellular component: nucleus. Bases 136 to 1212 code for a protein of 358 amino acids. NCBI's taxonomy places the organism in Eukaryota, Metazoa, Arthropoda, Malacostraca, Decapoda, Portunidae. The record is from RefSeq and is a predicted model, not a curated record. Gene Ontology annotation, molecular function: zinc ion binding; protein binding; histone methyltransferase activity.
AAACAAGGGAAACCAAGAGAAAACAAAGAAAGAACAAGAAACCCCCAAGAAAAACACCAAUUCACACUUAAAACGCCCGAAAAACACCAAAAAACACCCCAAAACACAGAAAACGUAAACAAGACCAUAGAAAACAUGGCCAUUGAAAGGGAAACUCAAGCAAACCCACCCAGUUACCAGCAGGGGACUGACACAUACACACACACCACUCCAGGCUUAAUAUACAUAGACACAAGCUUCCCUGGGGCUGGAAUGGACCCUGGGGCAGUAGCUGAGGGGGUGCUGGGGGGCUGUGAGUGUCCGAGUGUCUGUCAAACCAGCUGCCAUGGGUCUGAAAUUGCAUAUCGUGAAAAUAUUCUGAGCCACAUCCCGCCAGUCAAGCCGGUUGUGGAAUGCAACGAUCUGUGCACGUGUGGCAGUUCGUGUGGCAACCGUGUGGUCCAGUGUGGCCCAGCAUGCGGUCUGGAGGUCCGGUCCACCCCUGGGAAAGGUUUGGGCCUGUUCACGUCGCACGAUUUACCAAAAGGAGCGUUCGUUUGCGAGUACUCUGGUGAAAUCAUAUCAGGGCCGGUCGCCAAGGCACGGUUCGACAAACAGACAGCCGGGGCAGCUAACUACAUCCUAACAGUGACAGAAUACACCAAGAAAGGCAAGAUGACAACCAUAAUCGAUCCAACAGUGACUGGAAACCUUGGCCGCUAUGCUAACCACUCUUGCAGUCCGAAUAUCUGCAUCGUACCAGUCAGGGUGGAGGAGGUGUGGCCAAGAGCAGCCUUCUUCACCACUAGAUCUGUGUGUGCAGGGGAGGAGCUGUGUUAUCACUACGCAGAGGGGCUGGGAGAGGCUGGGAGAGUGACCAAGAGGACGAGAGAAGUUGGGAGAGGUUUGGAUGGGCUGGGAGAGGCUGGGACAAGCUGGGAUUUACUGGGAGAGGCUGGGGAAGGAGAGAGAGGGACUGGAAGAGGAAGGGAGGGACUGGGAGAGGUUGGGAUGGGCAGGGAGGGACUGGGAGAUGCUGGGAUGGGCAGGGAGGGACUGGGAGAUGCUGGGAGAGGCCGAGGUAGACAUGGAGAGAUGGAGAGAAGGUGGGGGAGAGAUGGAGAGACUGGGAGGAAUGUGGAGGGAAAAUUUAAACUUUCCUCCACUCCUUGUCUCUGUGGAGGAAAAAAUUGUUUGGGUUUUCUUCCAGCUGUGGAACCUGAGAUAGACUGACAGACGGACACACAGACAGACAGACACACAGACACACAGACAGACAGACACACAGACAGACUGGGAGAAAGAGGAAGAGAAAAAGACAAAGAAAAGAAACUAAU